AGCCGGGCCGGGGCCGGCCGGGACCAGGCCGGAGGCUGAGCGGCGGCAACGGCGGUGGCCGGGAGGGGGGAGGAGAGGCGCAGCCCGAGGAGCCGCCGCAGCAGCUCCCCCGCCUCCCGGGCUGAGGGAAUGCCUGAUAUCAUAAGAUAUAGACAACUCGCUUAAGCCAACGUUUCUGGACAGUAAGAAGCUGUGCAAAUCAAGAAAGAAGUGCUUAGAAAUAUUUUCACAUAAAGAGAAUUUUAGGAAAGGAAGAUGGAUCAACCUAGUGGAAGGAGUUUUAUGCAAGUAUUAUGUGAAAAAUAUAGUCCUGAAAAUUUCCCUUACCGUCGUGGUCCCGGUAUGGGAGUCCAUGUCCCAGCCACACCUCAGGGCUCUCCUAUGAAAGAUCGCCUCAACCUCCCAAGUGUGCUGGUGUUGAACAGCUGUGGAAUAACAUGUGCAGGAGACGAAAAAGAAAUUGCUGCCUUCUGUGCUCAUGUGUCGGAACUAGAUCUUUCUGACAACAAACUCGAAGACUGGCAUGAGGUCAGUAAAAUUGUGUCAAAUGUUCCCCAGUUGGAGUUUCUAAACCUGAGUUCCAACCCUCUGAAUUUGUCGGUUUUAGAAAGAACAUGUGCUGGGUCCUUCUCUGGGGUUCGCAAACUUGUCCUCAACAACAGCAAAGCUUCUUGGGAGACAGUCCACACGAUACUGCAGGAGUUACCAGAUUUGGAGGAGCUCUUCCUGUGCCUUAAUGACUAUGAAACAGUGUCUUGUCCUUCUAUUCGCUGUCAUUCUCUUAAGCUACUACAUAUAACAGACAAUAACCUCCAAGACUGGACUGAAAUUCGAAAGCUAGGAGUUAUGUUUCCUUCACUGGAUACUCUCGUCCUGGCUAACAAUCAUUUGAAUGCUAUUGAGGAGCCUGAUGAUUCACUGGCCAGGUUGUUCCCUAAUCUGCGGUCCAUCAGCCUCCACAAGUCAGGUUUGCAGUCCUGGGAAGACAUUGACAAACUAAAUUCAUUCCCCAAACUUGAAGAAGUGAGAUUGUUAGGAAUUCCUCUUCUGCAGCCAUAUACCACCGAGGAGCGGAGGAAAUUGGUAAUAGCCAGAUUGCCAUCAGUUUCCAAACUUAAUGGCAGUGUUGUUACCGAGGGUGAGCGAGAAGAUUCUGAGAGAUUUUUUAUCCGUUACUAUGUGGAUGUCCCAGAGGAAGAAGUGCCAUUCAGGAUGAAUUAUUCAUCAUUACUUAGAAUUUGGGUCUCUUUCAUCUUCGCACUCGUACGGCACCAAGCUCAGCCCAGGGAGCUCAUGUAUCCAUUCUGGCAGAAUGACACGAAAACCCCUAAAGUAGAUGACGGAAGCUCAUCGGAGAUUAAGUUGGCCACCCCUAUUUUCUUCUUCGGCGUUCCUUACCGCACUGUCUACGUGAAUAACAACGGAGUAGUUUCCUUCAAUGUGUUAGUGAGUCAGUUCACGCCAGAAUCCUUCCCCUUGACGGAUGGGAGGGCCUUCAUUGCUCCCUUUUGGGCCGACGUUCACAAUGGAAUUCGAGGCGAGAUCUAUUACAGAGAGACCAUGGACCCUGUCAUCUUGAAAAGAGCCACCAAGGACAUCAGGAAGUACUUCAAAGACAUGGCCACCUUCUCUGCCACUUGGGUUUUCAUCGUGACGUGGGAGGAAGUCACAUUUUAUGGAGGGAGCAGCACCACACCUGUGAACACCUUCCAGGCCGUCCUAGUGUCUGAUGGAUCUUAUACAUUCACGCUCUUCAAUUACUAUGAAAUCAACUGGACCACCGGGACGGCGAGCGGCGGCGACCCCCUGACCGGCCUUGGGGGUGUGAUGGCACAGGCAGGAUUUAAUGGUGGAAACCUCACCAAUUUCUUCAGCCUCCCGGGGUCAAGAACUCCUGAUAUUGUGAAUAUCCAAGAGACCACGAACGUCAACGUGCCAGGCCGCUGGGCAUUUAAAGUAGAUGGGAAGGAAAUUGACCCAGCCAAUGGCUGCACCUCCAGAGGACAGUUCCUUCGGCGAGGGGAGGUGUUUUGGGAUGACCUGAACUGUACCACCAAGUGCCGCUGCCUGGAUUUCAACAACGAGAUCUACUGCCAGGAGGCUUCCUGCAGCCCCUACGAAGUGUGUGAGCCCAAAGGCAAAUUCUUCUAUUGCAGCCCUGUGGAGACUAGCACGUGUGUGGUGUUCGGCGAGCCACACUACCACACUUUCGAUGGCUUCCUCUUCCACUUCCAAGGCUCCUGUGCCUACCUGUUGGCCCGACAGUGUUUGCAGACUUCCAGCCUCCCCUUCUUCAGCGUGGAGGCCAAGAACGAACACCGCGGGGGCUCUGCUGUCUCCUGGGUGAAGGAGCUCUCUGUGGAGGUCAACGGCUACAAGAUUCUCAUCCCCAAAGGAAGCUAUGGAAAAGUCAAGGUUAAUGACCUAGUGACUUCCUUGCCGGUCACCUUAGACUUGGGGGCAGUGAAAGUCUACCAGAGCGGCAUGUCUACUGCCGUGGAAACGGAUUUUGGGCUCUUAGUGACCUUUGACGGCCAGCACUACGCCUCCAUUUCCAUCCCAGGCUCCUAUAUAAACUCCACCUGCGGGCUCUGCGGGAACUACAAUAAAAACCCGCUAGACGACUUCCUCCGCCCCGAUGGCAGGCCGGCCAUGUCCGUCCUGGAUCUCGGAGAGAGCUGGCGGGUCUACCACGCCGACUGGAAGUGUGACUCGGGCUGUGUGGACAACUGCACCGUGUGUGAUGCUGUCACCGAAGCACUCUUCUUUGGCCCCGACUACUGUGGCUUCCUCAACAAGACGGACGGCCCCCUGUGGGAGUGUGGCACCGUCGUGGACCCCACGGCCUUUGUGCACAGCUGCGUGUAUGACCUGUGCAGCGUGAGGGACAACGGGACACUGCUCUGUCAGGCCAUCCAAGCCUAUGCGCUCGUGUGCCAAGCCCUGGGCAUUCCGAUCGGAGACUGGCGAGUCCAGACGGGGUGUGUGUCCACGGUGCAGUGCCCAAGCUUCAGCCACUACUCCGUGUGCACCAGCAGCUGCCCAGACACCUGCGCGGACCUGACGGCCUCUCAGAACUGCGCCGCGCCAUGCACAGAGGGCUGCGAGUGCAACGAGGGCUUCGUACUCAGCACCAGCCAGUGCGUCCCACUGCACAAGUGCGGCUGUGACUUUGAUGGCCACUACUACACCAUGGGGGAGUUCUUCUGGGCCACGGCCAACUGCACAGUGCAGUGCCUGUGCGAGGAGGGCGGGGACAUCUACUGCUUCAACAAGACCUGCCGGGGUGGGGAGGUGUGCGCUGUGGAGGACGGCUACCAGGGCUGCUUCCCCAAGCGCGAGACCGUGUGCCUACUCAGCCAGAACCAGGUGCUGCACACCUUCGAUGGCGCCGCCUAUGCCUUCCCCGCCGAGUUCUCCUACACCCUCCUCAAGACCUGUCCCGAGAGGCCAGAGUAUCUAGAAAUAGACAUCAACAAGAAGAAGCCCGAUGCGGGGCCUGCUUGGCUGCGAGGACUUCGUAUCCUGGUGGCCGACCAGGAGGUCAAGAUAGGAGGAGUCGGGGCUUCGGAAGUCAAGCUGAAUGGUCAGGAGGUAGAAUUACCCUUUUUCCAUCCUUCGGGGAAGCUGGAAAUCUCUCGAAACAAAAACAGCACGACAGUAGAGUCCAAGGGUAUUGUGACCGUCCAGUACUCGGACGUCGGUCUGCUGUACAUCCGGCUCUCCACCAUCUACUUCAAUUGCACCGGCGGGCUGUGUGGCUUCUUUAACGCAAAUGCCAGCGAUGAGUUCUGUCUCCCCAAUGGCAAGUGCACAGACAACCUGGCGGUGUUCCUGGAAAGCUGGACAACCUUUGAGGAGAUCUGCAACGGGGAGUGUGGGGACCUGCUGAAGGCUUGCAACAACGACUCAGAGCUGCUCAAAUUUUAUCGGAGCCGCUCCAGGUGUGGCAUCAUCAAUGACCCCUCCAACAGCUCCUUCCUCGAGUGCCACGGGGUGGUCAAUGUCACCGCCUACUACCGCACCUGCCUCUUCCGCCUGUGCCAGAGCGGGGGCAACGAGUCGGAACUCUGCGACUCCGUGGCGCGGUACGCAAGUGCUUGCAAGAACGCCGAUGUGGAGGUGGGCCCCUGGCGGACCUAUGACUUCUGCCCUCUGGAAUGCCCGGAGAACAGCCAUUUUGAGGAGUGCAUGACGUGCAUGGAGACCUGUGAGACGCUGGCCCUGGGCCCCAUCUGUGUGGACAGCUGCUCUGAGGGCUGCCAGUGUGACGAGGGCUACGCCCUGCAAGGCAGCCAGUGUGUCACCCGCAGCGAGUGCGGCUGCAACUUUGAGGGCCACCAGCUUGCCACCAAUGAGACCUUCUGGGUGGACGUGGACUGCCAGAUCUUCUGCUAUUGCAACGGCACGGACAACAGCGUCCACUGUGAGAGCAUCCCGUGCAAGGGCGACGAGUACUGCAUGGAGGAGGGGGGCCUCUACUACUGUCAGCCUCGCACUGACGCCUCCUGCAUCGUCUCGGGCUACGGCCACUACCUGACCUUUGAUGGCUACCCCUUUGACUUCCAGACCAGCUGCCCCCUUAUCCUCUGCACCACAGGAAGCAGGCCAAGCUCAGACACUUUGCCCAAGUUUGUCGUCACAGCCAAGAAUGAGGACCGGGACCCAUCCCUGGCCUUGUGGGUCAAGCAGGUGGACGUGACUGUGUUUGGCUACAGCAUUGUGAUUCACAGGGCCUACAAACACACGGUGCUGGUCAACAAUGAACGCUUAUAUCUGCCCCUGAAGCUGGGACAUGGGAAAAUAAAUAUCUUUUCCUUUGGCUUCCACGUGGUGGUGGAGACGGAGUUCGGCCUCAAGGUCGUGUAUGACUGGAAGAGCUUCCUGUCGGUCACGGUCCCCAGGAGCAUGCAAAACAGCACAGUGGGCCUGUGCGGCCGCUAUAACAGCGACCCCGAAGAUGAUCUGGAGAUGCCCAUGGGUCUGCUUGCUUCCAGCGUCAACGAGUUUGGGCAGAGCUGGGUGCAGAGAGACACCUUCUGCCAGGUUGGCUGCGGAGACCGCUGCCCUUCCUGCGCCAAGGUGGAAGGGUUCUCCAAGGUGCAACAGCUGUGCAGCCUGAUCCCCAACCAGAACGCCGGCUUCGCCAAGUGUCACAGCAAAGUGAACCCCACCUUCUUCUAUAAGAACUGCCUGUUUGACUCCUGCAUCGAUGGGGGCGCCGUGCAGACCGCCUGCAGCUGGCUGCAGAACUACGCCAGCACCUGCCAGACUCAGGGGAUCGCUGUGACGGGCUGGAGGAAUUACACAUCCUGCUCCGUCACCUGCCCGCCCAACAGCCACUACGAGAGCUGCGUGAGCGUGUGCCAGCCGCGCUGCGCCGCCAUCCGCCUCAAGAGCGACUGCAACCACUACUGCGUGGAGGGCUGCCAGUGCGACGCGGGCUACGUGCUCGACGGCCGGAGCUGCAUCCCGCCGCACAGCUGCGGCUGCUACGCCGACGGCAAGUACUACGAGCCCAAGCAGCUGUUCUGGAACAGCGACUGCACACGGCGCUGCCGCUGCUUCCGUCGCAACCUCAUCCAGUGCGACCCGCGCCAGUGCAAGUCGGACGAGGAGUGCGCGUUGCGCAACGGGGUGCGCGGCUGCUUCAGCACCAAGACUUCCUACUGCCUGGCUGCCGGCGGCGGUGUCUUCCGCACCUUCGAUGGCGCCUUCCUCCGCUUCCCCGCCAACUGCGCAUUCGUGCUGUCCACCAUCUGCCAGAAGCUGCCGGACAUCUCCUUCCAGCUCAUUAUCAACUUCGACAAGUGGUCGGCGCCCAACCUCACCAUCAUCUCGCCCGUCUAUUUCUACAUUAACGAAGAACAGAUUCUCAUCAACGACCGCAACACUGUCAAGGUGAAUGGCACACAAGUGAAUGUUCCAUUUAUAACUGGGCUGGCAACCAAAAUCUACAGCAGUGAGGGGUUCCUGGUGAUAGACACCAGCCCUGACAUCCAGAUCUACUACAAUGGUUUCAAUGUCAUAAAAAUCAGCAUCAGUGAGAGGCUGCAGAACAAAGUGUGUGGCCUCUGUGGCAACUUCAAUGGGGACUUAACCGAUGACUAUGUGACCUUGCGGGGGAAGCCAGUGGUGAGCAGCGUGGUGCUGGCCCAGAGCUGGAAAACCAAUGGCAUGCAGAAGAGCUGCAACGAGCUGCAGUUCUCACAGUACGCGGCCAUGUGUGAUAAUGUGCACAUCCAGAAGAUGCAGGGUGAUGGCUACUGCCUGAAGCUCACGGACAUGAAGGGCUUCUUCCAGCCCUGCUAUGGGCUUCUCGAUCCUCUCCCCUUCUACGAGUCCUGCUACCUGGAUGGCUGCUACAACCACCACAAGUACCAGCUCUGUGGCUCCCUGGCCGCCUACGGGGAGUCCUGUCGCUCCUUCGGGAUCCUCAGCACCGAGUGGAUUGAGAAGGAGAAUUGCUCAGGAGUGGUUGAAGAUCCCUGUGUGGGGGCGGACUGUCCCAACCGGACCUGUGAGCUGGAAAACGGAGGAGAGCUGUGCGGCUGCGCGGAGCCACCCCCCUACGGCAACAACUCCCAUGACAUCAUUGAUGCAGAGGUGACCUGCAAGGCAUCCCAGAUGGAAGUAUCCAUAUCUAAGUGCAAACUCUUCCAGCUCGGCUUUGAGAGGGAGGGCGUGAGGAUCAAUGAUAGACAGUGUUCUCACAUCGAGGGGGAAGAUUUCAUCUCCUUUCAGAUCAACAACACCAAAGGGAACUGCGGCAACAUUGUGCAGUCCAAUGGCACUCAUAUCAUGUAUAAAAACACAAUCUGGAUCGAAAGUGCCAACAACACUGGCAACAUCAUCACUAGGGACCGGACGAUCAAUGUGGAAUUUUCGUGUGCUUAUGAGCUGGAUAUCAAGAUCUCCUUAGAUUCUGUUGUGAAGCCUAUGCUGAGUGUCAUUAACCUUACAGUUCCAACCCAAGAAGGCAGCUUCACCACCAAGAUGGCCCUCUACAAAAAUGCCUCCUACAAACACCCUUACCGCCAGGGCGAAGUGGUGCUGACAACUCGAGAUGUGCUGUAUGUAGGGGUCUUUGUGGUGGGGGCUGACUCCACACACUUGAUCCUGACCCUGAACAAAUGCUAUGCCACCCCUUCCCGUGACAGCAAUGACAAACUCCGAUACUUCAUCAUUGAAGGAGGGUGUCAGAACAUUAAAGAUAACACCAUAGGCAUCGAGGAGAAUGGCGUCUCCCUAACCUGUCGCUUUCAUGUCACUGUCUUCAAGUUCAUUGGGGAUUACGACGAAGUUCAUCUUCACUGUGCGGUGUCACUGUGUGAUUCCGAAAAGUACUCCUGUAAAAUAACUUGCCCACAAAAUUCCAGGAUUGCCACGGAUUAUACCAAAGAACCUAAAGAACAGAUCAUUUCAGUGGGACCUAUUAGGAGAAAAAGGCUGGACUGGUGUGAGGACAACGGAGGGUGUGAGCAGAUUUGCACAAGCCGAGUCGACGGGCCUCUGUGCAGCUGUGUGACUGGGACCCUGCAGGAGGACGGCAAGAGCUGUAGAGCCUCUAAUUCUUCUAUUGAACUUCAAGUUUGGACGCUGCUUCUCAUCAUGACCCAGAUUUCACUAUGGCAUUUUGUCUAUAAAUCAGGCACGACCUCAUAA
This is a messenger RNA of Neogale vison (American mink), 7665 nucleotides long. Its product is annotated as tubulin-specific chaperone cofactor E-like protein. The record is from RefSeq and is a predicted model, not a curated record. Gene Ontology annotation, biological process: cell-matrix adhesion; protein folding. Gene Ontology annotation, molecular function: alpha-tubulin binding. The transcript is spliced from 31 exons. The coding region runs from base 256 to 7665 and encodes 2469 amino acids. Lineage: Eukaryota; Metazoa; Chordata; Mammalia; Carnivora; Mustelidae.